Macrosiphum euphorbiae (potato aphid) is the source of this 294-nucleotide messenger RNA. NCBI's taxonomy places the organism in Eukaryota, Metazoa, Arthropoda, Insecta, Hemiptera, Aphididae. The record is from the annotation of a GenBank genome assembly.
AUGGAAUCAGCUAGCACUAUUUAUAGUAAAAUAGAAGCCGAUGUAUUAAAGCGAGAAGAAAAUCAAAAAUUUGAAUAUGAAGAAGAAAUUAAACAUAAACAAAAAAUUAAACAAUUUAAUAAACAAAUUAAAAAAACUAAGUCAAAAUCAGUAAAAACAGAAUUAAGUUUAAAAAAACAAAAAUUAAUAGAUGAAUAUAAUGAUUUUGAAUAUCAAUCCUUAUUAAAUGAUUUAAAUAUACGCAGUAAUUUAGAUUACCUUUACAAACAAUUAGAGUAUGUAAAUAAAAACUAG